This is a messenger RNA of Magnolia sinica, 1714 nucleotides long. Its product is annotated as metal tolerance protein 1-like. The record is from RefSeq and is a predicted model, not a curated record. Bases 122 to 1669 code for a protein of 515 amino acids. Gene Ontology annotation, molecular function: zinc ion transmembrane transporter activity. Gene Ontology annotation, cellular component: vacuole; plasma membrane. The transcript is spliced from 2 exons. Lineage: Eukaryota; Viridiplantae; Streptophyta; Magnoliopsida; Magnoliales; Magnoliaceae. Gene Ontology annotation, biological process: zinc ion transmembrane transport.
GGCCUUCGGAAGGCUUCAACGGUGGCGUCAUUAUCAAAACUGCUUCCUGUGGUGUGGCCCACUUGAGCCUUGGAUCUGCCUCAUUUUUGGAAAUACACCUUAAAAUGAUCUGUUAAAAUGUAUGGACGGCGUAGAUAAAACACAUGAAUCACGGUGGGCCUCACAUAGCCCCUGGACCGAGUCCUUCCAUGUAGGGACACGAGUCACACGACGCAAUUCCAGUCUUCUCCACCCUAGCUUUGAUUGCCGCAUUUGUGUUUUUUCCAUGUUCGGCCUGCGUCCGUACAAAACCUUAUUUAUGAGAGAAUUCCCAUUUUCAAUCCCACCCUUCAACCCUGCUGUGCAAAAGCCUAAACUCUUCCUCCAUUUUCAGAUCAUCUCUUCUUCAAAGAUGGAAGAUGGAAAUGUUCACACCAUCAAUAAAGAAUACCAGAGAGAAAUUGAUGUCUCAAAAUUUUCAAAAGAAACCAGGAUUUCUUCCGAGCGGUGGCACUGCUCUUGCUAUCCCAUUUGCGGAUUCUCAAAGCAGGCAAAGCACAAGCUAGAACAUGAAGAACGGAACAGAUCAGCAAAGAAAGUAUUAGGAGUUAUAGUGCUAUGUCUACUCUUCAUGGUUGUAGAGAUUAUAGGAGGUGUGAAGGCCAACAGCCUUGCAGUUCUAACAGAUGCAGCGCAUUUGCUAAUGGAUGUUGCUGGAUUUGCAAUCUCUCUUUUCACUAUUUGGGCUUCGGGAUGGGAUGCAACGCCCCGUCAAUCAUACGGGUUUUUCCGCAUUGAAGUUUUGGGAGCAUUGCUAUCAAUGCAGCUGAUUUGGUUAAUAGUUGGGUUCUUAAUCUAUGAGGCAAUUGAUAGGAUUCUUCACAAGAAUUCUACAGUUGAUGGGAAGCUCAUGUUCGUCGUCGCAGCAUUUGGGUUCAUCGUCAAUUUGAUCAUGGUAGUGUGGCUUGGUCAUGAUCAUGGUCAUGCCCAUGAUCAUGACCAUGUUCAUGCCCAUGAUCAUGACCAUUGUGGGACACAUGCUAGUUUUGGUAGCAACGAAGAAGCGGGAGAGAUGACUAUCCUUCUACCGAAUUCUCCGAAGAAGCAUCGACACGAGAUCGGCAAUUGUUGUCAGCACAAACAAGUUGUUUCUGAUCAAUUGGAAGACACUGAUUACAGUGGGGAUGUGAAACAGAACCAUGUAAUUCAAAUCAAGGGCGGCCAGAAGAAGAUGCCCCACAAGAACAUGAACAUUCAAGGUGCAUACAUGCAUGUUGUAGGUGACCUGAUUCAGUCUGUCGGAGUGAUGAUCGGUGGCGCCAUCAUAUGGGCAAGGCCUACUUGGCUGAUGGUUGAUUUGAUCUGUACUCUGGGCUUCUCUGUUCUUGUAGUGUGGACAACCAUAAGCAUGCUUAGAAGCAUAUUAGAUAUAUUGAUGGAGAGCACACCAGACGAGAUCGAUGCUGUUAUGCUUGAAAGCGGCAUCAAAAGUAUUCACGGUGUCCGUGGGGUCCACGACCUACAUGUUUGGGCCAUAUCGCCAGGGAAAAUAUUACUGGCUUGUCAUGUAACAGUUGAACCAGAUGAUGAUUCGAACAGAAUUCUUCUCAACAUUAGAAAUUACUGUGAAGAAACAUACAAAAUCAGUCAUAUUACAGUACAGAUUGAGAAAGAGGAAACCACAUUAUAAAUUGGAUAAUUGUUGGUUUGAUGAGUAAUGUAGAUUAAAUUGCAA